AUUGAUAUUUUUAUUUUUUUAAUGCUACAAGCAGUACAAGCUGUUAUCUAGUAUCUACUGCUAACUUAACACGCGUAUUUUUAUUUUAUUUUGUAGUAAUUUAAAAUUUUUCCUGUUCGCUAUUAAUUUGUAGCCGAUCUGAUUUAGUUUUCGAGUUUUCGACUCUCAUAAUUCAUACCAAGUGUUGGUACAGCAACAAAAAUACUCCAAUAAUACAAUAUUAUUACACUGUGGAAAUGAAAAUUUACUGCAUCGAAAACUUCAAUCUGUUCUAAGUACUUGCACUCUCUAUUUUACAGUCAGUCAUCUUCUAUAAACUAAACAUUAUAUUAUCAAUGGAGGAGUAUUCUGAAGAAAUAUUUUGUUGUUCUCAGUGGAUUAAAAAUGGGAAAUUUGAAAAAGUAUGCAUCCAAUUACCAGACUACAUGUUGUGUAAAAGUGUAUCGAUUUCGUCUGAAUUUGAAAGACUGCUGGCUCGCCGUGUAUACAUACUCGGCGAUACAUCCUAUGGCAGCUGUUGUGUUGAUGAAACAGCAGCCCAACACAUAGCUGCUGAUUGUGUUGUUCAUUUUGGACGGUCGUGUCUAACACCAAAUAGUCAUCUUCCUGUCUAUUAUAUUCUUCCCAAACAACCACUAGACCAUGUCCAGUGUGCCAAUUCAAUAAUCAAAACCUUUGAAACUGAUGAAGGACUGGUUCUAGUAUUGUAUGAUGUGGCUUAUCAUCAUGUCCGAGACCAUUUGGCCAAAUCAUUAUCAUCUGCAAAGUCAAUUAUGGUAUCUGACAUAGAUUUAAAGGAUCAAAAUACUACUAGUUAUGCUUUAUCCAAUGACCACGAAUGUACAAGCAUAUUUGGAAGACGAUUUCAUAACUUAAAUUAUAAACAUAUUGUUUAUAUAAUACAUGAUAACUACAUGAACAACGUAGAUAGAUUUAUACUAGAGAAAAAAGAAUGUCAAGUACAUAUCUAUGAAAACAGUUGUAAUAUAUUAACCCAACGAACUUUAUCAUCAGUGAUAAAAAAAAAACAAUAUUUAAAAGAAAAGAUUAAAGAUUCUACUCAUAUUGGAAUACUCAUAUGUAGUUUAAGUAUCAAAGAUUUACUCGACCGUAUCAAUAGAGUUAAAUGUUUAUGCAAAAAGACAAACAAAAAAUGUUACAUUUUUUCUGUUGGACGUCCUAAUGUUGCCAAAUUAGCUAAUUUUCCAGAAAUUGAAAUCUUUGUGAAUAUUACAUGUGCAGAAGGUGUCAUAGAAAAUCAAAAAGAAUACAUGCAACCAAUUGUUAAUAUUGAUGACAUUGAAUUGGCUUUGGGGACUGAGAACACUAGUGAUUUACCCGAUAUAUCAUUAGUAACCAACAAAUUAAGAAACUUUACAAUGCCUAAUGAGGAAGUCGAGUUAUCUUCAGCAUUAAAUGUCAGAAAAGAUAUGUCAUUAUCAAUGGUCACUCAAAAUAGAACAUGGACUGGACUCAAUCCGCAUGACACACGACCUCCAGUUAUAAUAGCUACUGAAGGAAGAAAAGGCACACCGAGUUCUGGAUAUAUCACAUCUGAUUCAGAUCACCGUAGCUAAAGACAACAGUUAAUGAAUGUAUUUUUGAAGACGUUAACUAAUUUCUAUUUUGGUUAAUGAACUUGAAAAAAUAAUAAUGUUCAAAUUAUUGUUAUAGGAUUUGUUAUUCAAGUAAUUGUUGUUGGUAUUAAAGUAAUAAUAAUUUCUUACUUUCAAAUUAAAAAUUUUGAUAUA
Myzus persicae (green peach aphid) is the source of this 1751-nucleotide messenger RNA. It is a transcript of the gene Dph2, whose product is annotated as 2-(3-amino-3-carboxypropyl)histidine synthase subunit 2. Gene Ontology annotation, biological process: protein histidyl modification to diphthamide. The record is from RefSeq and is a predicted model, not a curated record. Gene Ontology annotation, molecular function: 2-(3-amino-3-carboxypropyl)histidine synthase activity. NCBI's taxonomy places the organism in Eukaryota, Metazoa, Arthropoda, Insecta, Hemiptera, Aphididae. The coding region runs from base 336 to 1577 and encodes 413 amino acids. The transcript has 7 exons.